CCUGGCAGCGUUGCGGAAGUCUCGCGAGCCUUCAGGGUCGCGCUAAGAGUAGGUGACUGGCGCUGGUUUGCUCGGCCUCUGGCGGAACAGUACUGCCCCCUCCUCUCCCGAGCCCGCCCGCGUCUGGCUGCCCGCCCCCCACUCUCCCGGCCCGGCCUCAGACCCCCUCCCCAACCCCAGCCAGCCCCCACGGCAGUAUGGGGGACAACACCAGCCCCAUCAGCGUGAUUCUGGUGAGCUCGGGGAGCAGGGGCAAUAAGCUGCUGUUCAGGUACCCCUUCCAGAGAAGCCAGGAGCACCCGGCAUCCCAGACAAAUAAGCCACGUAGCAGAUAUGCUGUUAACAACAUGGGCGACCAUACCGAUGACCAGGAUGGCGACUCCAGUGAGCCAUAUCCUCCAACCGAUGAGCAAUUGGUUGCAGGGUUUUCAGAUGUUAUUCUGGCAACAAUUUUGGCAACCAAGUCUGAAAUGUGUGGCCAGAAAUUUGAACUGAAGAUUGAUAAUGUUCGGUUUGUUGGACACCCAACACUGCUGCAGCAUGCUGUGGGGCAGGUCUCCAAAAUAGAUCCAUCCCCAAAGAGGGAGGCACCUACUAUGAUUCUUUUCAAUGUGGUAUUUGCACUGAGGGCAAAUGCUGACCCAUCAGUGAUAAACUGUCUGCACACUCUCUCCCGGCGCAUUGCCACCGUGCUACAACACGAGGAGCGCCGCUGCCAGUACCUCACUCAGGAGGCCAAGCUGAUUCUGGCCCUCCAGGACGAGGUGUCUGCUAUGGCUGAUGGAAAUGAAGGUCCUCAGUCCCCAUUCCAUCACAUCCUACCCAAGUGCAAGCUGGCCAGGGAUCUCAAGGAAGCUUAUGAUAGCCUCUGCACUUCCGGCGUGGUGCGGCUUCACAUCAACAGUUGGCUGGAAGUGAGCUUCUGCCUGCCCCACAAGAUCCACUAUGCAGCUUCAAGCCUGAUCCCCCCUGAAGCCAUCGAGAGGAGCCUGAAAGCCAUCCGCCCUUACCAUGCCUUGCUGCUGCUCAGUGAUGAGAAGACAUUGUUGGGUGAACUCCCCAUUGACUGUUCCCCUGCCCUGGUGCGGGUGAUCAAGACUACAUCUGCUGUGAAGAACUUGCAGCAGCUAGCCCAGGAUGCAGACCUGGCCUUGCUGCAGGUUUUCCAGCUUGCAGCUCACCUGGUAUACUGGGGUAAGGCUAUCAUCAUCUAUCCACUGUGUGAGAACAACGUCUACAUGCUAUCUCCUAAUGCCAGUGUGUGUCUGUACUCCCCGCUGGCUGAGCAGUUCUCCUGUCAGUUCCCAUCUCAUGACCUGCCAUCUGUCCUCGCCAAGUUCUCCUUGCCUGUCUCCUUGUCAGAAUUCAGGAACCCCCUGGCUCCCCCUGUGCAGGAGACCCAGCUCAUCCAGAUGGUGGUAUGGAUGCUGCAGCACCGGCUCCUCAUCCAGCUGCACACUUACGUUUGCCUGAUGGCCUCGCCCAGUGAAGAGGAACCCCGCCUGCGAGAGGAUGAUGUCCCCUUCACUGCCCGGGUUGGGGGCCGCAGCCUCAGCACGCCCAAUGCCCUCAGCUUUGGCUCCCCAACCAGCAGUGAUGACAUGACCCUCACUAGCCCCAGCAUGGACAACUCCAGUGCAGAGCUGCUCCCCAGCGGGGACUCACCACUGAACAAGAGGAUGACAGAGAACCUGCUGGCCAGCCUAUCAGAGCAUGAGCGGGCAGCCAUCCUCAGUGUGCCUGCAGCCCAGAACCCUGAGGACCUCCGAAUGUUUGCCAGGCUCCUUCACUACUUCCGCGGCCGCCACCAUCUGGAGGAAAUCAUGUACCAUGAGAAUGCACGGCGCUCCCAGCUGCUCACACUCUGCGACAAGUUCCGUAGUGUACUGGUGGUGGCCACCCAUGAGGACCCUGUCAUUGCCGUCUUCCAGGCACUGCUCACGUGAGCCCAGGUGCAGUGUGGAGAGGCUGCUGGAGUGUGCUGGUGGGGCCAGCCUCCCUUACCCUAUAGCCCCAUCCCCAUGUGCCUGAGCCCUCUUGGCCCUAGGCUUCAACUGGAUGGUCCACCUAGGCCUGCCUAAAGCAGAACCCCCGCUGUCCUCCUUGCUGCAGGCGGGUUCAGUCUGGUUUACAGCGAGUGCUGCAUUCUUACUCUGCUCACCCAGUCCUAGCAGCAGCCUUCAUGUCAUCGAGCUGGAGGGAGCCUCUCAGGACUCAAGUCUGAUGAGGCCUGUGUCCUACGUGAGUGCGGGCUGCACGUUUCUCAGGCGUUCCUCCCAACUGGCUAUGCCCCAUGGCCCCACUGUGUGGACACCCAGGAGGUAUAGGAACAUGUGGUCAGCCUAUCCCCACGCCUCUGAGUGCUGUCCACUUGUGAGGUCUUGCAUGGUCCCCUUGUCUAGCACCACCUCUGCCCAUCACAUGCUGCUUCUUCCUGGCUUGGGUCAGCCCUCACUAUGGCCCCAAAUAAGCCACCAGCAGACUCAUAUGGAAGCUGUCACCUAUCCUGACCAUAAGACACUCCAGGGCCUGGACUGCCCCACUGGGCAGCACCCUGUGCCUGGUUGUGCAGG
Molecule: messenger RNA, 2573 nt
Organism: Nycticebus coucang (slow loris)
Lineage: Eukaryota; Metazoa; Chordata; Mammalia; Primates; Lorisidae
Gene: NPRL3
Product: NPR3 like, GATOR1 complex subunit
Exons: 14
Coding region: 198-1946 (582 amino acids)
Biological process (GO): cellular response to amino acid starvation; positive regulation of autophagy; negative regulation of TORC1 signaling
Cellular component (GO): GATOR1 complex
Source: RefSeq, a predicted model, not a curated record